GCGCUUUUACAACUAUAAGCUGCCCAUCUGCCUACGUCUUUACCUGGUUCUCCCGAUCGUUAUUUAGAUCUUCUUUGUCAACUUUGUAGAAGUAUGAAAGAUAAUGAUCAUCUUCUGCGGGUUUGUCCUCUCAGGCGGGCAACAUGGGCCACAGCUGCUAAUCACUUUUCUUUUGUUGCCUUCAACUCACUCUAUACAGUCACUCUGGCGGUGACCCACUCCUUCCUUGCAGAAAUACCCUGAUCCUGCAUGCUGAAACCAAAAUAUCAUUACAUGUAUCAUAUUAGUUAUCUGGUGCUAUCAUUACACUGUACCUUUGAUUACCACGCUCUCUGGCCCGACGAAGCUGCCGUGCGAGUGACACAACACAUAAAAAGGAUUCAUGCAGAGAAUGCCAGUCUUCAGAAACUUCGGUCGUCUUCUGAGACAUAGACAAUAUUUUCCACUAGCUUGCAUUUCGCUUGAUGUCUC
Molecule: messenger RNA, 471 nt
Organism: Rhizopus microsporus ATCC 52813
Lineage: Eukaryota; Fungi; Mucoromycota; Mucoromycetes; Mucorales; Rhizopodaceae
Exons: 1
Coding region: 274-432 (52 amino acids)
Source: RefSeq, a predicted model, not a curated record